Caenorhabditis remanei is the source of this 753-nucleotide messenger RNA. RefSeq lists its product as uncharacterized. Lineage: Eukaryota; Metazoa; Nematoda; Chromadorea; Rhabditida; Rhabditidae. The transcript has 4 exons. Bases 1 to 753 code for a protein of 250 amino acids. The record is from RefSeq and is a predicted model, not a curated record.
AUGAAUUCUGAUCAAGAUAAUGCUAGUCAAGACGGAAAAGCUCCAAGUUUGCCACCUGCUAGCCCGUCAUCUGGAAAUACGGCCCAAUUGGAUGCAGAUAUUCCCGGGUUUGAGUUUGAAUUGGAGGAAAAUCUGGUCAACACUUCUUCGGUUGAAUCCACGAGUUCGAGUGCUCCAGAUUUUGAACCUGGAAGACAUCCGAAUGCAAAGUUGUUCGUUAUUAUUUUCGCACUUCUCGGGAACUCCGUCAUCAUCUAUCAAGCAUGUCGUGAUAUUCCGAGAGAGUAUCGUUCGUUUUUUUGUUUGAUCUUCUCUUUUGACACGUGCAUUUUGGAAUUGGACCGAGGAAUAAAACUAAUUGAGCUCUUUGAGUUCCUGCUCCACAUCACACUGGAAUUACUCGUUCCUUUGAGUACAAUCAUCACCUUUUUCAUCACUCAACUCUUGAUUUCACUUAUUCCAAUUAUGUCGUACCGAUUGAGAAACCCAGUUCCAAUGCUGGCAAAAAUAAUUUUUCUGACGAUGUUUCUUCAUUGUCUUGCGAAUAUUCUAAAGUCCCUUUCGAUGCUCUCUUAUCUUGGAACAACUGACCAAAAAGAAUUUUGGCAAGAAUAUUUGAUUGUCAGUGGACUUGGGCUCUUUUGGAUGUAUCAGUUGUUAAAUAUGAGCACUUUUUCAAGACUGACAACUCUAAACUAUUAUCGAGCACAAGAAACAGUACGAUUAAGAAAUAAUCCAAUUGAUGAUAUAUGA